AUGCGGCGUUACAUGCGUGCACUGCUGUUGUGCACGGUGUUUGCCGUGUUUUCGGGUUUAUACGUGUAUAGUAAGCUGUUCUACUCGGAGGUUGGGGGAAGCGGAGCGAAAAGGGUGUACAUCCCACGGAGAAACACCGGAGCCAGACGAGGGUCCGAGGACAAAACUGUUCCCCCAAACCCCCACCGGUACCCCCAUAGGUACAUCAUGCGUCAGCACGGUCAGAUGGAACCUGCUGAAAACAGCAUUCGGACCAGACUCCAGCCUCCCAUGAUGCACCUGGCUGUGGUGGCCUGUGGAGAGAGGCUGCAGGAGACUCUCACCAUGAUCAAGUCCGCCUUGCUCUUCAGCAUGGGGCACCUCCACCUGCACAUCUUUGCUGAAGAUCAGCUGCACGCCAACUUCGUGGAAGCUCUGGAGUCGUGGCCUGGUUCUGUUCGCUGUAAGUACAACUACACCAUCUACUCCAUCAGUUUCCCCAGCGACAAUGCAGCCGAGUGGAAGAAACUGUUCAAACCUUGUGCCUCCCAGAGACUCUUCUUGCCUCUGCUCCUGAAGGACGUUGACUCAGUCAUCUACGUGGACUCCGAUAUUCUCUUCCUGCAGCCCGUUGACCAUUUAUGGACAUUCCUGUCCCAGUUUGAACCUUCUCAGCUGGCUGCUGUGUCCCCAGAGCACGAGGAGCCUCGCAUCGCCUGGUACAGCCGCUUCGCCCGGCACCCGUUUUACGGCAAGACGGGCAUCAACUCUGGUGUCAUGCUCAUGAACAUGACGAGGAUGAGGAGCACUUUCUUCAAGAAUGACAUGACGUCAGUGGGACUGCUCUGGGAGGAGCUGCUGAUGCCGCUGCUCCAGAAAUACAAACUGAACAUAACCUGGGGAGACCAGGACCUUCUCAAUAUCAUUUUCCACUAUAACCCCGACUUCUUGCUGGAGUUUCCCUGUAAGUGGAAUUACCGCCCAGAUCAUUGCAUCUACGGCAGCAACUGCGCCUCAGCUGAGGAGGACGGUGUUUACAUCUUGCACGGAAACAGAGGAGUUUACCACGACUAUAAGCAGCCAGCUUUUAGGGCGGUUUACGAGGCCAUCAGAAAGUACUCCUUUGGCACCGACCCCGUUGCUUCUUUGUUGCGUCCUUUGGAGGAGGAGCUUCUGAAGGCAACACACACCUACUGUGGCAAAUCCCACACACUCUUCACCAAGAGGCUUGCUCUCAGUUUAGCCAACAUCAACUGGAAGCAUACAUGA
Nematolebias whitei (Rio pearlfish) is the source of this 1248-nucleotide messenger RNA. It is a transcript of the gene gxylt1b, whose product is annotated as glucoside xylosyltransferase 1b. Lineage: Eukaryota; Metazoa; Chordata; Actinopteri; Cyprinodontiformes; Rivulidae. The coding region runs from base 1 to 1248 and encodes 415 amino acids. Gene Ontology annotation, molecular function: UDP-xylosyltransferase activity. The transcript has 7 exons. The record is from RefSeq and is a predicted model, not a curated record. Gene Ontology annotation, biological process: protein O-linked glycosylation via N-acetylgalactosamine.